This is a messenger RNA of Malus domestica (apple), 1045 nucleotides long. RefSeq names its product ethylene-responsive transcription factor 3-like. Gene Ontology annotation, molecular function: DNA binding; DNA-binding transcription factor activity. The record is from RefSeq and is marked provisional. Lineage: Eukaryota; Viridiplantae; Streptophyta; Magnoliopsida; Rosales; Rosaceae. Gene Ontology annotation, biological process: regulation of DNA-templated transcription.
CACCCAUCCCUCUAAGCAAACCUUCCCCCAUAUCUCUCUCUCUCUCUCUCUUCUCUUCCUAUCUCUGCAAAACCCAUCUUUCAAUUUUCCCAAUCCAAAUAUCUCAAACACCCAAUUCUUUCUAUGACCAUCAGACUCUAAAAAGCCCGAUUCUUGGCCAUGAGGAGGGGAAGAGGAGCCGCUACGAGACCCGCAGCGCCGCCGGCCGAACCCACCGGAUCCAGACCCUGUAUUGGAAAAGAGGUCCGGUACCGAGGGGUUCGGAAAAGACCGUGGGGCCGGUUUGCUGCCGAGAUCCGUGACCCGUGGAAGAAGACCCGGGUCUGGCUCGGCACCUUCGACUCAGCUGAAGACGCCGCCCGAGCCUACGAUGCCGCCGCUCGCAUCCUUCGCGGCCCCAAGGCCAAGACCAACUUCCAGAUCUCAUGUGCUUACCCUACCUUUUACAACAACCCUACCGACCCGGCUAUCGAGGCUAAGCUUUUUGGGUCGGGUUACGGGUUUCAGGACCAUCCGGCUGUAGAUCCGCAGAGACCCGCAUCCAGCAGCCUGAGCUCCACCGUGGAGUCGUUCAGUGGGCCCCGCCCGCCGCUUCAAUCGACGACGGUCGCUGCCGAGUUGACGCGGCGGAAACGACAGCCGAGGACGCCGCCCGUGGUUCCCGAGGACUGCCACAGCGACUGCGACUCGUCUUCAUCGGUAGUAGAAGACGACGGGGAUUUCGUCGCGUCGUCGUCGUUUCGCAAGGCCCCGCUGCCCUUCGAUCUAAAUUUCCCACCGUUGGAUGUGGAUGGGGAGAUGGGCGGUGGGGUGGACGGUCAGGAUCUUCGAUGUACGGCUCUAUGCCUCUGAUUGUUCGUUGUUAUUUUAAUGCCGUUGAUCGUUUGAUGAAGCAUGAUGAUCGAUGAUUCGAUUUUUUCACUUCUAAAAUUCUAAAUUUUCUCCUUUUAUUUUUGUUGUACGAUAACAAGCAUGGUGUUUGAUGAGAAUUACUUUUUUAAUUUUCUCAUUUAUAAACCAAAAAAAAAAAAAAAAAUUAUGAGAA